AUGGUAGCACCGGCAAAAAGGUUGGGUGACGGAAACCGACUUAGGGUUAGGGUUAGGGUUAGGGUUAGGGUUAGGGUUAGGGUUAGGGUUAGGGUUAGGGUUAGGGUUAGGGUUAGGGUUAGGGUUAGGGUUAGGGUUAGGGUUAGGGUUAGG
Saitoella complicata NRRL Y-17804 is the source of this 153-nucleotide messenger RNA. RefSeq lists its product as uncharacterized. NCBI's taxonomy places the organism in Eukaryota, Fungi, Ascomycota, Saitoellomycetes, Saitoellales, Saitoellaceae. The annotation marks the transcript as partial. The record is from RefSeq and is a predicted model, not a curated record. The transcript has a single exon.